Molecule: messenger RNA, 618 nt
Organism: Podospora anserina S mat+
Lineage: Eukaryota; Fungi; Ascomycota; Sordariomycetes; Sordariales; Podosporaceae
Exons: 1
Coding region: 1-618 (205 amino acids)
Source: RefSeq, a predicted model, not a curated record
AUGGUGUCUGGCUUCACCGUCCCUAGCGAUCAGCCGGACGGUGUCUACGGCGUCAGCUGCGCCGAAAACGGCACCGAGACCCACACCCUUCUCGCUCGAGCCCUGAGCGAGGAAGAGUUUGCCCAACUCACCGCUCGCAACGCACACGAGGAGCUCACCAAACCUCCGUCCCGCAUCGUCUCUCGCCAGUCGGACGCCACCUUCUGCGGAAGCUCCCAGCAGAUCCUGGACCCCGGCUCGACCGACAAAGCCGUGGGGGCUCUCAAAGAUCAGUGCAAGCCGGGCGCCUUCAACAGCGGCCUGAACUUCUACUCCAAGUCUGGAUCAACAGUCGCCUACAUCUGCAACUACGGCAGCAAUGCUUGGCUCUGCACCCGAGACGACCUCACCAGGGAUUACGCCCACAUUACUUCAAUCUGUGGUCGGUAUAAGUCGGGGUGGCGGGUGAGAUGGCCACAAGGAAACACCGGGGCUCAGACCGGUUACGAGACCGUCAAUGCCAAAUUUGCGGCCGUGGGGCCUAGGCCAAUGUGGUACUCAUCCGCUCGAAACGAAACCUCGAAGUUUUGGUCCACCUGUGUUUGUCAUGAAGGAUCUUUUCUUCGUUCGCUCGUUUAG